Messenger RNA from Rhododendron vialii, 982 nucleotides. RefSeq lists its product as uncharacterized. Gene Ontology annotation, biological process: protein folding in endoplasmic reticulum. Bases 147 to 686 code for a protein of 179 amino acids. The record is from RefSeq and is a predicted model, not a curated record. The transcript is spliced from 6 exons. Lineage: Eukaryota; Viridiplantae; Streptophyta; Magnoliopsida; Ericales; Ericaceae. Gene Ontology annotation, cellular component: EMC complex.
UUUCUAAAUGAAUAGGGGGAUAUUUUCGGGUUGUAUGUAGCAAAUUCUUGGGUUUGCUCGGUUUAUAGGUGGAUGAUUUUUUUGAGUUGUACGUAGCAAAUUUCUAACUAAACCAGAGACAGAAGCACAUCCAUAAGAGUGUUCGAAUGGAGAAAGGGAAAGGAGUGGCGAUGGGUCGAAAAUGGGCCGUCGAUUUCACAGACAACUCAACGGCUUCUUCCUCUCGCGACAUCCCUGAUCCACCUGGUUUCUCUCGCACUUCCGCCGAUCAGGACGAUUCAACAGUUAGUCGCCAAAAGAAGGACGCUGAAGCUAAUUGGAAAUCUCAGAAAGCUUGGGAAGUGGCGCAAGCCCCUUUCAAGAAUUUGCUCAUGAUGGGUUUCAUGAUGUGGAUGGCUGGAAGUACAGUGCAUUUGUUCAGCAUUGGUAUCACAUUUUCAGCUCUUUGGCAACCUUUAAGUGCUCUUCAAGGAGUAGGGAAAGUUUUUGCACCUUACAAGGACAGUAAAGUAGACCUUCUUGCGCCCAAGCUACUGUUCAUCGCCCUUAAUUUGGGGGGCUUAGCACUUGGUGUAUGGAAGCUUAAUACGUUGGGUCUUCUUCCAACCCAUGCGUCAGACUGGGUUUCAUCCUUACCUCCUGCUCAGGAAGUUGAGUAUUCAGGUGGGGGUGUGCCUUUGCGUUAAAGGAUUUCUCAGCUCAACCGUCAGAGGAGGUAAUGGAACGUCAAAAUAAUUGAAUUAUUUAACCAGAACGAAAGCUUCACUAGGUGGUUGGAGCUGACGACUCCAACGUGCGCAUGACACGGCAUGGUUUGAUCAUUAUGAGUUCAGAAACAGUAGACCUGUGAUAAUAUUUACAUGUAAUAGCUUGUAGCAGCUUCCAAUUGCCUGUGGUUUAUUGUUUAUUUUAUGUGUUUAUACUUCUUAAUCAACAAUUCUUGGAGACAAGGUAAUUCUGUUGUUUAAACCAACUUGAACUA